AUGCUACCAAAAACCUCUGGCAGAGGCGCAUGGAAGGAAAUACAAACUGGCUUCCUCAGCGCUGUUGCAGGGAGUACCGUCCUCCUACAAAUCCUUUUCCUGGCGAACAUGUGCUACUUGUACGCAACGCAGUUCCAAGACUCCACUCGUGUUCACAACUUGAAAAUGCUAUUUGUCGAUUACGAUGGCGGGGUUGUCGGUCAAGCUGUGACAGAUGCUUACCAGGCAAUGAAGGGCAACGAGUUCCCAACUUUGUAUACGAAGCCCACAGGUCAAUAUUCCACACCCGAUGAUGUCCGGGGGGCUGUAUGCAGUGGAGAUUACUGGGGUGCUAUCUAUACCACUAAGAACGCAUCGUCUAGCCUCGACGCCACCUUCACAAAUGGCACUGCCUCCUUGAAUACCGCCUUAACCUAUGUAUGGAAUGGGGCGCGAUAUCCUGCUUUUUCUCAAAGCGAGAUAUAUUCAAAUUUAUUGGUUUUGGUUCAGGCAUCUCGCUCAACCUAUUACGCUAGCAGCGCCUCAAAAGUGCUCGACUCUGCCAAUCUUUCCAAUCCUAUCAUACGCGAAACCUUCCUCGACCCCAUUCAAGCCUCCGAGAUCAACAUCAAAGAAACCACCCAGGGCACAAUAGUUCUUUACAAUACAGUCUCAAUUGUUAUGCCAAUCAUUCAGCAGUUUUUCUUUAUGAUGGCUCUUAAUGGAAUUUCCUCUCAAUUCCACAUUUGUACAAAACUGGGAUACGCCGCAAAUGGGCUCGUUCGCAUGGUUACGUCCCUCGUCUAUACCUUCAUCUCAUCACUAUGUAUGGCGGGAUACAUUUGGGGAUUCAAGGAGUCAUGGGAUGUGAAUGGUAAUCAGUUCGCUCUUACCUGGAUGGUAGUCUGGCUUUUCAUGCACAUCAACUUCAUGGUCGUCGACAUCCUCACUGCUUUCAUUCCGAUGCAAUUUUUGCCCUUCUGCAUCAUUACCUGGGUCAUCCUUAAUGUUGGUAGCUCUAUCAGCCCAUUUGAACUGAAUCCUGGAUUUUUCCGAUGGGGCUAUGCACUUCCUGCUCAUGAGGUGUACCAAUUGCUUGUUCAAAUCUGGAGUGAUGGAUGUCAGGACCAGUCCUACCGGGCACUUCCAAUUAUGUUUAGUUGGUGGAUUGUUGGACUUGCCGUCGUUAUUUACGCCACAUACCACCGGUGCCAGACAGCGUUGAUGGCAGAAACCGAAACGGACGUCGUCAAGAGCUCAAAUGCAGAAUUGAGACCGUCAUCCAGUACUGCUGAUAUUGUGGAGCGCGAGAGGCGUGAGAGGCGCAGUACGAUGGAGUCUAUUCAACUCGAGCGGAUAGCCUAUGGACCCAGUUUUCCUACGCCAGGUGUCCAUGGCCAUGUAUAA
Messenger RNA from Penicillium longicatenatum, 1386 nucleotides. Its product is annotated as SNG1 family protein. Gene Ontology annotation, cellular component: membrane. The transcript has a single exon. The record is from RefSeq and is a predicted model, not a curated record. Bases 1 to 1386 code for a protein of 461 amino acids. NCBI's taxonomy places the organism in Eukaryota, Fungi, Ascomycota, Eurotiomycetes, Eurotiales, Aspergillaceae.